AAGUAGAGUAGAGCGACUUUCUCACUCGGUUUCCUUCCAAAAGAAAGAGAAAGAGCGUCGUUUUGAGAAAAUGAGUCGGAACGCAGGCAGCUCCAGCGAAAGUAGCAUUCCGUCUCCGAUGAGGAACCUGUUUCAGAAAAGUGGGAGUCAAGCAGUGUACGAGAUGUCAGAGACAAAGAAAGCUUGCGUGAUGAGAAUCGACAUGCCUGGUUGUCCCGAGUCAGAUCUCACCUACUGGGUCGACGACAACAACGUCCACUUCUUCGCCGACGAACCAGCCAUGCCCGAGUACGAAAACACCGGUCGCAAAUACGGAGGCUCCAUGGUUUUCAACCCUGAGUCUUACAACGUCAAGAAAGUUAAGGUGAAGCUUAUCAACGGAGUGCUCUGGAUCACCGUCCCUAAGAUCCCAGGCAAAAACGCCCCCAUUGAUGUCAUUGAGAGGAUCAUCCGUUACUGAUUUGGUUUGUGUCUCGUAUCAAUGGUACAUGUGUCUACGGUUUUAGCUAGCUAGCUAGCGUCUCUAUCUAUCUAUGAACUUUGAUGCAGCUGCUUUCUGUUUUGUCUUUUAUGGUUUAAGAACGCUCUUGCUUCUAUGUCGUGAUCUCAAUAAUGAAAAAGUUGUCGGCUU
Arabidopsis arenosa is the source of this 631-nucleotide messenger RNA. NCBI's taxonomy places the organism in Eukaryota, Viridiplantae, Streptophyta, Magnoliopsida, Brassicales, Brassicaceae. The record is from the annotation of a GenBank genome assembly.